CAAAAAAAAAUUUAAUUUACUAUUCACCACUAAUAGCAAGUCCAUAUACUUAGCAGAAAACAAAAAAUCAAAUAAAAUCAAUAAAAUACUUAUACAAAAAUAGUACUAAAAAAAUAUAUUAUAUUAAAAAUAUCUGAGCAUUAAAAACAAAGCAAUCGGAUUCAAACAUUGGCCGCAAUAACGUAUUAUACAACAUAAAUACAAUGCUAAUAAAACAAAGCCUUUUAAACAAAUCGAAGAUGGCACAAAGCUUCUAAAUUAUUGCUUACGGCAGCUCAAGCCAGCUCAACUUUUUUCGAAGAACCGUCUAAUUCCAAACUGAACUACAGAACCAAGCACACAGGAUGAGAACAAAGAGCCGCUGAAGAUGAGGCUGAGUGCCACUCCAACUGCAAACCAGACCUUAGGUGACCCGGCUGACGCAACCUCAUCCCUGAACUCGCGGAUGGUAUGCAAGUUUUAAUUACUCAUCCUAUGGAGGAGCGGCAUGCUCAGAACCGGAUCGUGGCUGAUGUUUAAAAAUGGUCAUGCCGCUAUGCCCGGAGUUUUGGUGACGAGGUCUUGACUUUUUGGAGGAUUUAGGAAGCGACUAUGAAGAUGCACUUCUACAAGCUGAAUUUGGAAAAUUUCAUUUUCUUUUACUUACGAUAUGUGGUCUUAUAUACCUAAACACAGCAAUAGGAAUAACUAUAAUAUCAUUUGUUCUUCCCACUGCAACUUGCGAUUUUGAUAUGACGUCUAAAGAUAAAGGCUGGCUAUCUGCUUCUCCAAUGCUGGGAAUGCUGAUAGGAUCAUAUUUUUGGGGAUGUCUCGCAGAUACAAAAGGUCGACGCAUUGUAUUAAUUGUAACUCUCUUAGCAGACGGUAUAUGUGGAUUGGUAUCAUCACUUGCACCUUAUUACCUCAUAUUCCUGUUUAUUCGUUUUGCGAAUGGUUUCAAUGUGGCUGGAACAAUGGGCAUUGUGUUUCCUUACUUGGGAGAGUUUCAACCAACGAAGUACAGAGAAAAAAUUUUAUGCUGGAUGGAGCUUUUUUGGACAUUUGGAAUCAUUUUACUUCCAGGAAUCGCGUGGAGUGUAAUUCCAUUGCAAAUAAAUCUCCAAUUUAGUGUUUUUACUUACCACAGUUGGAAUCUCUUUGUUGCAAUAUGCGCAAUACCCAGUAUUUUGCUGGGUCUUUGGCUUUUUUCAUUUCCGGAAAGCCCAAAAUUUCUAUUAGAGCAUGGGGAAACAGACAAAGCGCUGGAUAUUCUCGUUUGCAUGUUUAUACAGAACACUGGACGUAAACGUGAUGACUACCCUUGUAAGAGUCUACGUGGCCCAGACCGUUCUAAUAAGAAAAAUGGCGAAAAGGGAAUUCCUAACCUUCGAUUUAGAAGACCGAAUGAGUUAAAGAUAUUAAUAUCGGAAAUUUGGACACAAACUAAAACGCUUUCCAAGAAACCUUACUUAAAAAAUUCGUUUUUAACUUGCGGAAUACAGUUUUGCCUAACAACAAGCUAUUAUACUCUGAUGGUGUGGUUUCCAGAGCUUUUCCACCGAUUUGAUGAUUACGAAAAAGCCAAUCCGGGAAUUUCUGCAUCCGUUUGCGAUGUUUCCUCCAUUGUUAUUACAAAUUCAACUCUUUCAGGUUGCGACUCAAAAAUUAAUAGCCAAGUUUUUUUGCACACAAUCAUUAUUGGAAUAGCAUGCAUACCAACAAGCUUUUGGCUUCCUCUUUGUGUACAUCAUUUGGGAAUUAAAUUUUUUUUGGUUUUCAGUCUAACCGUAGCUGGUUUCAUAACAUUUGGUCUUUACUUUGUACGAACCUCCUUAGAGAAUCUAAUACUGUCAUGCAUUUUUGAGGCACUGACUUCUCUUAGUAUCAGCACUGUUUACUGCGUUAUGGUUGAUCUAUUCCCCACCAAUUUAAGAGUAAUGGCGGCGGCGAUGUCAAUGACGUUUGGAAGAGGAGGAGCUUUGCUGGGCAACCUUAUAUUCGGAUUCCUAAUUGAUUUGAAUUGCAUAAUUCCUAUCACUGUUUUUUCGGCUAUGCUAUUCGUUAGUGCGUUUUUGUGCUGGUUGUUACCCACUACUGGUACGCAGGCUCUGGACUAAGUUUAAAAGUGAAAAAGUUGAUUGUUUCAAAUAAAACCGGACUUGUUGUUAGUGAACGUAGUUGUUAGUGAAUGAAGGCUUAAUAAGUAUAAAAUUGAGCUUUAAUUAUUAUGUAAAUUUUUAUAUUAUUACCAAGUAUGUGAAGAAAAUGUUUCAAAAUAAAUACAAUUGUAAUAA
Molecule: messenger RNA, 2273 nt
Organism: Scaptodrosophila lebanonensis
Lineage: Eukaryota; Metazoa; Arthropoda; Insecta; Diptera; Drosophilidae
Product: synaptic vesicle glycoprotein 2C-like
Exons: 13
Coding region: 732-2096 (454 amino acids)
Biological process (GO): transmembrane transport
Cellular component (GO): membrane
Molecular function (GO): transmembrane transporter activity
Source: RefSeq, a predicted model, not a curated record